This is a messenger RNA of Sphenostylis stenocarpa, 570 nucleotides long. The record is from the annotation of a GenBank genome assembly. NCBI's taxonomy places the organism in Eukaryota, Viridiplantae, Streptophyta, Magnoliopsida, Fabales, Fabaceae.
AUGACUAUGGCAGAUCCCUCUUACUGGAGAGCCACCUUCUAUAUUCACCAGCAAACCUUCAACCUAACAACUCCUCUCUCACUUACAUGCAUCCUUGCUCACAAUUCCUUCACCAAAAAACGCCACAAAAUCUAUGCAUUUACACUUCCAACACUCUUGUGCUUCCUCCAAGUUCAAACUUCAGGUUCCUCAACUUCCCCUUUCCAAGUGCACCCUUUGACCAUAAAAGCUUGUAUGUGUGGCAUAUUAGGGUACUACAUGAGCUUCAGGGCAUGGCUGUUUUUACCCGCAUAUGCUACUCAGUUAAGCAUUGCCAUGAAAGCUUUUGGUUCGUUUUCCUUGGCUUCUUUGGUGUCAAUUCUUUUUUCUGACUCGUGGUGGCACUUCAAAUGCAUGUUUUAUGUCUUACUUGUGGUGCUUGAGUUGCAUGAAACAAUGAUGGUCACAAUGUUGUUGCACGAGAAAUAUUAUGUGAAGAGAUUAACGUUGCUAUGGAGAUCAUGGAGCCGGAACUCUGUACAACAGGGUUUGCCACUUACACACAUGGAUUUGAUAGACUAUAAUGUGUAA